CGAGUUUAUUUUAUUUUAAAUAUCCACCAGGGAAUCGAACCCCUUCUUCAACCAAUGAACACUCGAUAGCCGCGCCAUAUACAUGCUCUCCGUCCCCCACCUCCAUCUCCGCUGCAUCCCACCUUGCCAACACAAAGAGAGGAGAGAUCGGCUCGGAGCUCGAGGGAGGUCCCGAAGCCAUUCUAGGGCUUUCUCGAGACAUUUCUUGAGGCGGGAUUCCAUCUUCUGGGCCGUCGAUGAGUUCUUCGGUCGCUUCUUCGACUUCUUGGUCGCCGAACCAGAUGACGCUUGCUGCCCCUCCUCGGACUUCUGGCUCGUUCGCUGGAGCGCGUAGGGUUCCAACGACUCGUGGGGCUUUUGGUGCUUCGAGUUCAGGUGGCGGCAUUUCGUUAAAUUGUUUGAUUCCGUGGAGGCUGGGGCAGCGCCCGCGCUGGGUCUGCGGUUCGAAGGCUCGGGCGGUGGUGGACCCCGUUGGGAGGGGUUGGAGGAGCGUGACGAGGAGAGCGGUUCUUGCCUCGGAUAUGGGGGCGGAGGUGGAGGUCGGGCAUUCCAGGUGUUUUCUUAGGCGGAACGAAGAAGAGCUGCUUUCUUGCAUAAGGAAGAAAGUUGAAGCUGGAAAGCUUUCUUCAGAUAUUGCUACCAGACUAGAGGAGCUAUUUUACAACUACCGCAAUGCUGUCAUGCAAAGCGGAGAUUCUAGUGCAAGCGAGAUCAUACUGUCAAAUAUGGCUGUUGCAUUUGAUCGUAUUCUCUUGGAUGUUGAGAAUCCCUUUAACUUUUCACCUUAUCAUAAGGCAGUACGAGAGCCUUUUGACUACUAUAUGUUUGGUCAAAAUUACUUCCAUCCGUUGGUAGAUUUCAGGAAAUCAUAUAUUGGCAACCUCUCCCUUUUCUUUGACAUGGAAAAGAAGCUUAAGCAGGGCCAUAACAUUGUUUUGUUCUCCAAUCAUCAGACAGAAGCAGAUCCACCACUGAUCGCAUUAUUGCUUGAAAGAACAAAUCCAUAUCUUGCUGAAAAACUGGUUUUUGUGGCAGGAGACAGGGUUAUUACCGACCCACUUUCCAAGCCCUUCAGCAUGGGAAGAAAUCUUAUUUGUGUGUACUCAAAGAAGCACAUGCAUGAUGUUCCUGAGCUCGUUGAAAUGAAAAGGAGAGCAAAUACUCGAAGCCUCAAGGAGAUGGCUUUGCUUUUAAGGGGUGGAUCACAGAUAAUAUGGAUUGCACCAAGUGGUGGUAGGGACCGGCCAGAUCCACUCACAGGGAAAUGGCAUCCGGAGAUAGAGAGAGGACAUCAAGGUGUAGACCAUGUGGUACCUCCUGGGACUAGCUUUGUUGAGGCCUUAUCAAAUUUGAGAAGUUUCAUUUACCUACAAAUAGCAGCACAAGGAAAUAGCUAACACUUAGUACACUAUAAGCUGGGGUUGGGAAUGAUUCAGAUGGGUAACUAUGUGCUGGCAACUAUAUCUAUGGCUGACCUACUGAGGUUGGCCUUGAUGCCAAUCCAGGAGACUGGAAGAGGGGGGCACUGUGGAUACACAUGGUGUGACAUUGGACAGUGAGCAGGAGUGUGUUGUGAUGUAAUGGAGGACUGCUGGUGAUGUGAGCACUGCUAAGAUGCACAAAUGGUAACAUAGGCUGUGUGGUGAGAAGUAGCACCCAUGGUCGGGCAAAUGGUGGUGCAGAGCCGCAGGCAAGAUGGGGUCUGAAGCAGGUUGUGUUGGUGGUAGGAAUGUUAUGUGAUGCUGGUGGUGUGAGGUGGUGGACUUGAAGGGUCAAUUUCGGGUGAAAAUCAUGAUAUCCUGCAUGUGCCAAACAUUUCUAUAUCUAUGAUCAUUUUUUGCCAACAAUUGUUUAUAUUUCAUUUACUUUUUCUGCUUUAUGGAGGCUUUGUGUAUGAAAUAGCUAAUCCGAACUUAUUAAUUACUCUAUUUGUCUGUCAACAGUCUUAUUUAUUGCAAAUUUUAAGCUUGGUAGGGAAAAUAAAGGAAGGGGCUUUAUGUGAAAUUUUGAGGGUGGAGCUGCCAGGUCCUCUUAGUCUUUGUUCCUAUGUUUUCUGUCAACUUCUACUUUGUUUCUGCCAGGUCCUUUAAAUCUAUCCUUCUAACCAAGGUUGUAAAUAGCAGUCCGACCAAGUAUUGGUCUCAAUACCUAUAGCUUGAUACUGGUACAUAUUAUUCUUUUUGUUUUUCUCUCUAUUGUAGUCAAUAAUGUUGGGUGGUAACAGUCAGUAUACCACCCUGUAAUUGUUACAUAAUGGUUUGUUAGGUUACCAGUAUUUAAAUCCUUGCUUCUAUCUACAGUUGUUUCACUCCCAUGCUUAUGUCAAUAGAACUUUUGCUGCUCUACUGUAUCCUGCUACUUAUGAACGAGCAGGAAGUGCCUCGUGCUCUUUUCCUUUGUUUUUUAUGUGCUUGGACUUUAUUGUUUGGAAAUAAAACUGGGUGGAAGAUUUUCUUUAUAAUUCUCCACUUUUUUUUUUGUCAUGAUUAAGGCCUAAACCUGAGACAUUUAGUUAAUGAGUGACGUGUUUAAAUCUUUCUAAAUCUUCUACAAGGUCUUCAAUGCAGCUUUUUUUUAUUUAUGGUAGCUGAAGAUUUUAAUUCCAGACAUUUCUGCUGGAACAUUUUGUUUCAAUUGGAUUUUAAUAACAACAUAGAGUUCCAAGAUAUAUGUCCCUGUGCCAGCCUGCUAUGUUGCAAUCAGAUAUUGGGUCAAGUAUCUGGUGGAAAUUGUGUUAUAUUUGGUGAAUUUGACUGAAAAGUUACUUGAAACUUGAAAGAACUUUGAAUAUUGUAAAUCCUCAUCGAGUGCAUGAUCAAAGUAAAAAGGGAUUCUUGUAACAAAAAAAAAAGAUUUAUGACUUCAGAAAAGGAUUAAAAUCUCAGUUUACUACUGAUAAUGAUUGAAGAUUGAUUGGUUCUAUGAUAGUACCAUAUAGUUUACCAAUUGUUGUUUGGACGGUAUUAAUUGGUAGCAACUGGACAAGCAGAGUCAGAGUUACAGCGAGGUGGCAGUGGAGAAGAGAAAAAAAAAGGAGAAAAACAUAAAAAACAGAUAAUGUAGCUGUCAACAGCUUGUAAAAAUAGGAGAAAACAAUAAACAGAGAUUUACUGGUCACAUUAGUACUGGUCAACCUACUACCCAGUAACUCCAGCAUGGUGAGCUUAUCAAAUGAUAAACUUGGUUUGGACUGGACCAGAUGAAAUUGCCUGGUGUGUGCAUUGGUUGGCUGUUGGACCAGUGAAUACCAGUCCGUACAGAUUGGUAUACCAGAAACUUCAAAUCAUGGGUUAACCAAAGCAUUUUUUGUUUUAGCAUUUUCUUUUGGUCUAUACCAGCGAUUUAAAAUGAUUCUCAAUUUAUGAGAUACUUUGGAAGACCAUUCUCCUUCACAACUGAUUGUUUUUUCACUUCAUUAUCAUUACACUAUUUGUGCUGACAGUAAUGA
Molecule: messenger RNA, 3448 nt
Organism: Musa acuminata AAA Group (dessert banana)
Lineage: Eukaryota; Viridiplantae; Streptophyta; Magnoliopsida; Zingiberales; Musaceae
Product: glycerol-3-phosphate acyltransferase ATS12, chloroplastic-like
Exons: 10
Coding region: 237-1397 (386 amino acids)
Biological process (GO): phosphatidylglycerol biosynthetic process
Cellular component (GO): chloroplast stroma
Molecular function (GO): glycerol-3-phosphate O-acyltransferase activity
Source: RefSeq, a predicted model, not a curated record